Messenger RNA from Anisakis simplex (herring worm), 726 nucleotides. The record is from the annotation of a GenBank genome assembly. Lineage: Eukaryota; Metazoa; Nematoda; Chromadorea; Rhabditida; Anisakidae.
AUGUCGAAGAAUUGCUACUUUCAGUCUGGGCCAUCUGAGGGCUCGCUGUGGUUAGCCACAAUCAAAGCGCUUCUGUGCGGUCGUGUGGCGCUCUACUUACUCUCGCUAACGACCAUCGGGUUUGGAGCUGGGAUUAUAUUCGGAUUCCUUUUCUGGCAUCUUCAGGAUUUUGGUGGAUCACCAACUUUAUUUGGUGUAGCGUCAGUGAUCAACCAUGGCUCUGAGAUUGCUGCGUAUUUCUUUUGCUUCCGAUUCAUCAACCAUUUCGGACAUUCAAAAAUUAUGUAUUUUUGUUUGGCCGCGAAUGUGUUCCGUUUCCUUUUCAUAAGCUUACUCACCAAUCCAUGGAUGGUACUUCCAUUGCAGGCACUGCAAGGCAUAACUCUGGCAACUUGCUGGGCUUCAGCAUCGUCAUAUAUCUCACUAAUAUCACCUCCGCAGUUGAAAUCCACGGCCCAAACGCUCUGUAUGCUAUUAUUUCAUGGCAUUGGCAAGGGUUUCGGUAGUAUCGUUGGUGGUUUCAUCAUCGCUUCUGUUGGUACACGAAUGACGUUCCAAAUAUAUUCAGCAAUUGCCUUCAUUGUUCUCGUGUUGAAUGUUGGUUUCAACCGAUUAUUCAAGAGUGAUGGCGUUAAAUAUAGUCAAAACUUUGAGAAUGAGGAAGAUGAUGAUAUUCCUGCAACAUUGAGUGAGUUCUGUUUGAAGAUUAUAAUUUCUGUGUAUUGA